CGUCAGCUCAAAUUCGCUUCUUCAUCCCCAGAAACAGAGCAACUGCAAGGAGGGGGAAGCAAAGCAACCGAAGCUGUCGGCUAUUCAGCUCCCCGGGCGGUCUCCGCGUCGCCUCCUCGGCUCCUCGCCUCCCGACGCGCGCCAUGGAGACGCAGGAGAUCGCCGCGGCGGCGCGCCACUUCGCCGCCAUGGCCCGAAUCGUCGGCCCGGACCCCAAGGCCGUGAAGAUGCGCCGCCACGCCUUCCACCUCCACCUCCACCAGUCGGGGUCCACCACGCUCUCGGCGUCGGCCCUGCUCCUGCCUCGGGGCGCCCUGGCCGAGCCGCCGCCGCUGCUCGACCGUGUCUGCGCGGCCCACGGGCACGUGGGGGACGUUGCGCUCACGGCGGCAUCGCUCGUCGAGCCGUUCCUGGUCGCGGAGCAGCGAGAUGAUCCCGGCGAGGAAUUUAAGCCGAGGCUGGUACCGGAGGCACGUAUUGAUGUGCUUGUUGAGCAUGAGGAGUUGGGGAACAUUCAAGAUGGAAAGUCCGGCAAACCUCCACGGUGGCUUUCAGCUCAAUUGCUUGCCAUGGUUGAUGCCCCUACAGCUGCUGACUCUGUUUUAUCCUUGCUAAAACAUGACGACUCAUUCAUUGGAAGACCAUCAUGGGAUGUAGGCUGGUCAUUGGCCGAUGUUAAUCAGAAACAGGUUGAAAAUGAUAUCAGAUCUUCCCUGAAGUCUAACAGGAAUAAUGCAUCUGUAGAGGCAAUGGGCACAUUGAUGUUGGCCAAGUCUGCCACAAGAAUUGCUAUUCUAGGAAUUUCAACCAUCAAUUCAAAUAAUGCAAGACGAAUCAAUGUUUCAGAGAUGCAUUCCCGAGGAGACUCUUUGCUGGUAGUAGGAUCUCCAUUCGGCCUACUGUCACCCUUCCAUUUCUUCAACAGCAUAUCAGUUGGUGCUGUUGCGAAUUGCCUUCCUCCAUACUCUGUGAGGAGCUCGUUGCUGAUGGCUGACAUCCACUGUCUCCCUGGGAUGGAAGGUGCUCCAGUGUUUGACAAAAAUUCUUGCCUUGUGGGGUUGCUGAUGCCCCCAUUAAGACAGAAAGGCAGCAACAUAGAAGUUCAGCUCGUGAUUCCAUGGGAUGCAAUAUGCACUGGAUGGAACAACAAGAAACUGGAGGGAAUUGGAGGAGACCCAAGUGAGCUACCUGACAAAAAUGCUGAUACUAAAACAAUGGAAUUAAGGAGGUUUGUCUCUUCUAAGGUCAACAAAAUUAACCAGUAUUGCAUCUCACCCUCUUCAAUAAGAGAGGCUAUAUCCGCAGUUGUUCUUGUUACGGUUGGUGAGUCAUCUUGGGCUUCAGGAAUUAUUCUGAACAAGAGGGGUUUAGUUCUGACCAAUGCUCAUCUCUUGGAACCUUGGAGAUUUGGAAGAACUUCACCUUCAGGUGUACAAACCUCAUUUGCUGGAGAAUAUCUCAAUGCCAGAGAAAACAAAUCAUUGCAGCCGCAACAAUGCAAAUUUUCUAAUGAAGAUGCUGUCAAACAUGAGGUUUCAUUGUUUAACUUGGGUUUCAAAAGAGAGAAGAGAAUAUCAGUUCGUUUGGACCAUGCGGAGAGACAGAUGUGGUGCAAUGCUUGUGUGGCUUUUAUCUCGAAGGGUCCGCUUGAUGUUGCAUUGCUUCAAAUGGAAAAGGUUCCAAUUGAAUUAAAUACAAUCAGACCAGAAUUUGUUUGCCCAACAGCCGGAUCAUCUGUAUAUGUUGUUGGACAUGGCCUUUUUGGACCUCGAUCAGGCCUAUGCUCGUCUCUAUCCUCUGGGGUUGUGUCAAAGGUUGUCCAAAUCCCAUCAACUCAACUUUCUGGUACUGUGGAGGCUGACAAUAUGGACAUGCCAGUAAUGCUGCAGACAACAGCAGCAGUUCAUCCAGGGGCCAGUGGCGGUAUUCUUGUUAAUCCGCAUGGGCUAAUGGUUGGGAUAAUAACAAGUAAUGCUAAGCAUGGUGCCGGAAGCACAAUACCUCAUCUGAAUUUCAGCAUCCCAUGCAAAUCACUCGAAACAAUCUUCACGUAUUCAGAAAUUGGAGAGCCUGCGAUUCUGGAGCAGUUGGACAAACUGAAUGAAGUGCUCUCAUCGGUUUGGGCUCUGGCACCAUCAUCAUCCCCAUUUAUCGACAACCCCCCUGAAAAGACCAAAGAGGAAAAGGUUCUGGAGUUCUCAAAGUUUCUUAGUGAUAAGCAAGCAACUCUGAAAUCUAGCACAGAUCUAAAGGAACUCUUUAAGCACAAGAUGCCCAGCAAGAUAUAGAUUUUUAGCGAGAAAUGGAAGUAGGAUUGUAGGGAUAAAAUUUUGAUGUCUUUUUUUAGAACGAAGAUUUCAAGUUCUUGGUCAUGGGCAAAGUGCAAAGGUUGCAUUGUCAGGGAAAACAUUGGUUGAGGGAUUCAGAUUACCUAUCAAAAUGCCAGACUGUCACAUGCCACUCUACUAUGGUGUUUUGGGCAAAGCCUUGUUAAGGAGAAACACUGUGUGCCAGUAAUACACAGUUGACAGUUUGCUCCCGAAUUUCAGCAGAAAUGUGUUGUUAGAGAAUAAUGGGGCUUACUUCCAUAAGUUCAAGACAUGUUGCCUACGAGAAUAUCAAAAAUCGAAUUUGCAUAAGAACAGAGAUUUUUUUAAAAACUAGUUGAGAACUAAUAUCUCUGUCAUUUGUUGCACUAACUGAAAAGGUAUUUUUCAGACAUUUCUUGUAAUCCUACUUCCAGUGUACUAAAAGUGUUCGUUCAUCUAGGCUGAUACAGCCUAACAAAGAAAAUUAAGCUGUGAUGUUGAUAUUUUGCUACAA
Panicum virgatum (switchgrass) is the source of this 2823-nucleotide messenger RNA. Its product is annotated as glyoxysomal processing protease, glyoxysomal-like. The transcript has 16 exons. Gene Ontology annotation, molecular function: serine-type endopeptidase activity. The coding region runs from base 144 to 2288 and encodes 714 amino acids. The record is from RefSeq and is a predicted model, not a curated record. Gene Ontology annotation, cellular component: peroxisome. Gene Ontology annotation, biological process: protein processing. Lineage: Eukaryota; Viridiplantae; Streptophyta; Magnoliopsida; Poales; Poaceae.